Molecule: messenger RNA, 2920 nt
Organism: Polyodon spathula (Mississippi paddlefish)
Lineage: Eukaryota; Metazoa; Chordata; Actinopteri; Acipenseriformes; Polyodontidae
Gene: mutyh
Product: mutY DNA glycosylase
Exons: 16
Coding region: 99-1727 (542 amino acids)
Biological process (GO): mismatch repair; base-excision repair
Cellular component (GO): nucleus
Molecular function (GO): adenine/guanine mispair binding; 4 iron, 4 sulfur cluster binding; oxidized purine DNA binding
Source: RefSeq, a predicted model, not a curated record
CUCCAAGUUGGGUAUUGCUAUACGUCACUGGUGGAAGCAGAGCAGACCGCGGGAGAAUCAGUGACACUACUUACAGAGGAAAGCAACGGGGCUUUACAAUGAGAAGGUUGAGAUCAGCUGUGAAAAAUGGAAGAACAGCAGCCCAGGAGACCCCUGAAAACCCAAAGAGAUCUCCAAGAAAGAAAGUAAAACCUUUGAAAGCUAUCAAAGAAGCAGAACCCCUAAGUCCUGUUCCUUCCCAGAAUUCCACUUACCACUAUUUCAAAGACCCAGAUGACAUCAGUUCCUUUAGAAAGCUGCUGCUCCAGUGGUAUGAUAAGUGCAAAAGGGAACUUCCCUGGAGGACCCUGGCUGCAACAGAACCCGAUGUAAACAAAAGGAUCUACGCAGUUUGGGUUUCUGAAAUCAUGCUGCAGCAAACUCAGGUUGUCACGGUGAUUGACUACUAUAAUAAAUGGAUGAAGAGAUGGCCAACAGUACAGGAUCUGGCUGCAGCUACUUUGGAGGAUGUGAAUGAGAUGUGGGCGGGGCUAGGCUUCUACUCUCGAGGAAAGAGGCUCCACGAUGGAGCUCAGAAGGUGAUGUCUGAGUUGAAAGGUCAGAUGCCGACCACAGCAGAAGCUCUGCAGUUUCUUCCCGGAGUGGGCAGGUACACGGCUGGGGCGGUGGCCUCCAUUGGCAUGGGGCAGAUGACCGGAGUGGUGGAUGGUAAUGUGAUUCGGGUAAUGUGUCGCACGCGCGCCAUUGGGGCCGACUGCACUAGCCCCUCUGUCACGGAGACUCUCUGGAGCCUAGCCAAUACCUUGGUAGACCCCAAGCGAGCAGGAGACUUCAAUCAGGCUAUGAUGGAGCUGGGAGCCACUGUGUGCACCCCAAAAUCACCUCUGUGCUUGGAGUGCCCUAUUCAGACACACUGUAGGGCCUACAAGCAGGUUAAGAUCCAGCUGGAUUUGGCAUCAGAAAGGCUUCUGGGUAAAUCCACAUUGCAGUCCAGUUCUGUUCCAGAUGUUGAAGAAUGUGCCUCUGCAGGCUUUUGCUCCCUGUGCCUCCCUCCUGGGGAACUGUGGGAUAGCAGCCUGGGGGUGAUGAACUUCCCCAGGAAGCCUGUGAAGAAGCAGCCACGGGUGGAGCGGACUCUGACCUGUGUACUGGACAGAAGGGGUGAGGGCGGAGAGGCUGAAUAUCUCAUCAUACAGAGACCCAGCACAGGGUUGCUGGCGAUGAUGUGGGAGUUUCCCAGCCUGCCCCUGGAGGAGGGGGACUUCUCUGAGAGAAAGCAGAAAGAGGCUCUACUGGCCCAGGUUCAGAGGGUACUGGGAGGCCCGGGCAGACUGGGGACCCUGCAGCACAUUGGCGAGGUUCUGCAUAUCUUCACCCACAUCCACCAGACUUACGUGGUGUAUCACUGCAGCCUGUCCGACCCCACAGGUGUGGUGCUGAAAGAGGGUGAAGCACCUACCACCCGCUGGGUAACGAAGGCUGUGUUCCAGCAGGCAGCUGUGUCCACAGCCAUGAAGAAGGUCCUGAAGCUGUAUGAGAGUAAGGGAAGCCAGGAGGAGAAAUGUAGAAAGAGUGGAAAAAGAAAAAGAGACUCUGGAUCCAUAGAGAGAAAACGCAAGCCUCAAAAGAUUAACAUGGAGCAGGAAACCAGCACUGGGAAGAAGCAACUUUCACUGCACAACUUUUUCCAAAGACCUGUGAAACAAGCAAUUGAUAACGGGUCCUGAGUUGACCUUAAAUCAUCUUGGCUGGUCACCACCACAGGAAUAUAUAGUUGUGAACCUAAUUGGGAUUUCAGUUUCUUUGGGAGAGGUAAGCCAGCAUACCCCCAUAGUGCCCAUUUGCCUCAGGAACCAUCAGUUUUGACGCCUCCAAUGUAUUGCCCUGUAUCAGCAAUCAUCUGUUCACGAUACUGCACACUGUUUACAAUUCUGCACACACAAUGGUAACUGCUGAAAACCCCUAUUAAUGCAAAACCUGUUCUGGUUGCAGGCUAAUGCCAUUUUAUUUUUGCAGCUUGUUUGUUGAUGUGCUUGUUUGUUGUUUCCUCCUGUGAAAUCAGUCCUGUUACACCUCUCUUUAGAGCCAGUAAUCCACUGAGCAAAUGGUCUGCAAAACCAAAUGGUGAUGAAACAAUAAAUUGAAUACUUUAGGGUUGUUUGUCAGAGGAAAAAGAAGAUAUAAAUCCAAUUGAUAUCUGUGACUGUAAUAUCAAGGCUAUAAAAAGAAAUGCAAUCGUUCAACAUGUUUUUUAUUCACUGAAAUUGUUCACCCCAAAAGAAACUAAGUUGCAGUCUUCUGCUUUCAGGGUGGAAAUUAGGGGUUUCUGUCCACUUUUCCAGUCACUCAUGGUCACCCUGCAGAUCAGUAACUACAAAGCCUAGAACAAAUGGCAUUGUUAACUCAUGAUUUGCAUUAACACCACAGUGGUGAUUGAUAUCAUACUGGUGUUUAUUUGCAUUUCAAUAGGAAACAAAUGUACAAUUGUAUAAGUAUUUAACAAAGACAAAAUAAUUUAGUAUAGAUUUCUUAAAUAUUGUACUUUUCCGUUCUCAUGUUGCGACCCAUGUAAGGUCAAGUAAGUAAAUGAUUUUUAACUUCACGCAAUAGAGCAGCCUCAAUAAAAAAAAAAAAAAUGUUGUUGGUAUGGGAAGGACAAAACUGCUACUGUUAAGACUGUCGGUCAGUAACUCCACAAGAUUCAGCCAAACCAAACAGAUCAAAAACAUGGCACAACAGCACAGAUCAGAACACGUCUUGCUGUCUUGGAUUGGGUUGGUGUGGUUGAACUUGGGUUCAGUUCUGCACUAGCCUUGACUAAUAAGACAUUGAGGUUGGUACUAAGAACUGGUUUAUUGAGGCAGUAGAAAUUGUAUCGGGGGGAGGUCAUACUACGUCAUAUUAAUUGUGUUUAUGAAAA